AUGUCCUCACUGUGGGGCGGCUCCAAGCUCCUCCCCGCUCCCACCUUCUUGGAGGUCUCCCGGAGCCGUCGUCGGAGCUGCUCGAUCUUCUUCGCUCUUUUCAGGUCUCCACCGAGCACUGGAGCUGCGAAUUUCCGUCCCAUUGCCUCCGCCUGCAGUGGCUGGAGCGGGACUAGCGGCGGCGUUAUCCAAACCCUAUCAUCUUCUCAGCGAGAGCAGGUCGCUCUGUACGUCCGGGCUCUGCUGGAAUGGAACCAGGUUAGGAUUCUUGGCUGCGGUUUUUGAACGCUUGGUUGGUGUGUGUGUGGGUGAUGGCUGGUUCCUGUCGCAGCGCAUGAACCUGACGGCGGUCACAGACGAGAGGGAGGUCAUGACGAGGCACGUGGAGGAUUCUCUUGCCAUCAUCCCGCCCUUGCGUAGGUAUUAUCUCUCUCACAGCUGUGGCGGAGGCGGCGGUCGUGUGGAUUCUGACUUCGGCCGCCUUAACGUCGUUGAUGUCGGCAGUGGGGCCGGCCUCCCCGGACUUAUCCUCGCCAUUGCUUGCCCAAGUAAAUUCCCUUUGAAACUGUUACCCUUUCUUACAUCAUAUAUGAGCACUGAGAUUCUUCAUGGCUUCAAAAAAAUCUGUGACAGUUCUUCGAAUUCUAUCUGUCAUUCACGCUUGAUUUUUCUCUGAGCUUGAGGAUUUUAUGCAAGUGACUUAAGGCUACAGGAACAUGUGCUAGCUAUGCCUUUGAAUCUCCUCCUUCAGGAAGAUUUCCAAGAACACAGCGCCACUUCUGUUCAACUCCAAAGUUUUUCUUUUUUUAGUUCUAUUGUCCUUGUAAGAUCCCUGAUUCUUGUGUGCAUAUGCCCGAAGGUAGCAUACCAUUUUUUUCCUUUAAAUGGAUCAAUUGCAUGAAUUAUCUUACCAAAACCUUGUUCUUCUGUUUCCAUUCCCACGUUUACUUGCGGACUGCAUUCAAACCAUUAUUAAGAGAGAUUACGAGCCAGACUCUUCCCUCCCCGAUUGAUUUCUCCUUGACCAUUGUAGACCUGUAGCCUCUUAGAGCCUUACCAUGAACCGUCCACCAUCCUGUCCGACACGUCUCCUCAUAAAUUGAUGGAUCGAAAGCUCAACUUUGCAUUUAGUGGCUUUAUCGAAUGUUUGACUCUAAAUGUAUGACGAAGAAAAAUAUUAGUAUUUACAAAUUAAAGAUAUUGCUAUUAAAUUUUAUAUGUUGAAAGUGGGACAUUUCUUAUUAUGGUUUCUGUGUAAUGUGUUUAAAAUUUUUGGUUCAAAGAUUUUAAUUCGUCUGCAAGGAAGUCCCUGAUUCCAUGAUAUGGUGUUGAUUCCUUACUUUUUAUAUUAUUCCAGUCGUUAUAUCAUGCAUUUCUUUACAAUUCUAAUGCAGAUCUCCCAUAAUUUUCUAAACAUUUCAGAUUGGAAAAUUACCCUGCUAGAGUCGAUGCUCAAACGAUGCUUGUUCUUGGAGCAUGCAGUUGAUCUCACUGGUUUGUCAAAUGUGCAAGUUGUACGUGACAGAGCAGAGGUAAUAUCUUUUCCGUCUCCGUGCCUUUAGUAACUUAAGCUCCUCACAUGGCCGAUGUGCUUUAGGAUCAAAUCUUUGCUCUCUGGAGGCUUUCACAAGCUUUAGAGUUGCAACUUCAGGGUCUUGCAAGUGCUUUUUUGCCAACCUCCUGGCCAUGUAGUCCAGUAGAAGGAUAGAAGACAUCAUUUGCGAUUAUUGCUUUCUCCUAGCUGAUGAGAUGUCUUUUACUAUUCUACGAUUUUGUGAGUGUGGGGGCGGAUUUCUGCCUGGUCUUUGAACAGGGUGAAUUUGUGUUGAAAACCGGACAUACCAUCUCUUAUGUAAUUAACUCCCGCAAGUUGUGGAAUUCAGUGUGGCCAUUGAUAUUGUCCAAGGUGAUGUUGAAAAGAUUGCACGAAGAUGCUCAUCUAGCCCAGAAAUUCUCAUGAGCUUCCGUGCUUGAUUAUUUGAUCUUUUCUUCACUCUAUCUUCAGUUUCCUCUCUCACCUUUCACGUCCCACCUCUCAGAUUCUGAUGCAAGCUGGGUAUGAUAGCUCACGCUUUUUAGGAUUUACACAAGCUUAAUUCAUUAAAAAAAAUUCAAUUGUCGGUUUUCCAUCCUGAAUCUUGGUGGUGAGGUUCCCGUCCAUUCAGAAGGCCACGAGAUGGAUUGAUUCCUUCUUCAUCAAAUGGGUUCUUCUACAGUGCAAGUUGUCGGAAACUUUCCCUUGGUGAGUUGUUCUUGGAUCACUGAGGCUGAAGUCAGUGUGUCUCACCCAUGCUCUUCAUACUUCUAUUUAGACUUUUAUAUGCCCUAAUUAUUUGGCUAGCUCAUUAUUCCAUUGUUAGUAAUUGCAAACAUCAAUGGCUCAUAAACCUUUUUUCCUUUUUGAAUGGAUAUACUAUUUUGUUGCUUUCUAAAAGCUAGCCACUUGUGUGCCAAUUAAUCCAUCUAUGAACCAUUUUUUAUAGGACAGAAUGCAGGCCAGAACCUGGACUUCAGAGAAGCCUUUGACGUAGCAGUCGCUAGAGCUGUUGCAGAGAUGAGAACCUUAGGUUCUGGAUUUCUUUUGUUUGAUUUAUUUAUUUAUUAACGCUGAUGUCCUUCUUUCAAUAAUCAUAUCUGAGGUGAAAUAUAUAACGCUAUGAUAUUGCUUGCUGUUCCAGCUGAGUACUGCCUCCCUUUGGUACGUGUCGGUGGCUUAUUUGUUGCGGCCAAAGGCCAUGACCCACAGGUAAUUUCCUUUGGAAGCUCAUCAAUUGGUAGAUAUACAGCAUUUUGGUCCGUAUUUUCUGGGCCUGAAGGGGAGAAAAGCUGGACGGUGUUGACAGUUUUUUUGUUUGAAACAAUGUCGUAUAAAAAGAUUUUAAAUGAAUAAUUUGGGCUACGCAUUAGAAAUAUCUUGUUAUGUAGAUUCAAUGUUGAAAUGGGCUGAGUGGGUAUCAUGAAAAAGAAUCCAUGGGUCUUCAUCUUCAAUCGGUGUGAAUCAAAUUUCUUCAUUCCUCUCUCUCUCUGUCUCUCUGUCUCUGUCUCUGUCUCUCUCUCUCUCUCUCUCUCUCUCUCUCUCUCUCUCUUGGCUAUGUAUGUACAUAUACAUGUGUUCACUUCGGCAGCAUUUUCUACAGGAAGAAGUAGAAAGUGCCAAGAACGCAGUGAGAUUACUGGGAGCUUCUGUUAUAGACUUGUGCUCAGGUAUGCCAUCCUCACAUCAUUUAUGAUGUCAUUUCACUUCAAUCGUAGUAGUUUCACGUGGAAUAUGUGACGUAAUGUUCUGAAGAACAUAUCAUUGAUCACCUCUCUCCCCCUGGCUCAUAUAGUUUGAUCUUUCCCUUCUAUAUUUGUUCCAUCUCAUGUGUUUCUAUUAUUUAGGCAUCUUCUCACUCCCACCUCAAGUACCCCGACACCAACCAAACUAACCAGAAUCUGUGUGCUCCGCAUCUCCUAGUGGAGUCUCAGGGACCCCAUGGCAGGCGGACAGCCGUUAUCUGCCACAAAGACCGCGCCACGCCAGCAAAGUAUCCCCGUCAACCUGGGGUUCCAGCGAAGACGCCUCUAUGA
Molecule: messenger RNA, 3570 nt
Organism: Spirodela intermedia
Lineage: Eukaryota; Viridiplantae; Streptophyta; Magnoliopsida; Alismatales; Araceae
Source: the annotation of a GenBank genome assembly